AUGGACGGAGCAACUGCUACGAUCGGACAACGCCAGGCCCCCAUGGCCGAGUACCGCAAGGUGCAUAACGCGGCCAUGCUGACGACAGAAAAGCCGCAUCAGCUGGUGCUCCCCGACGAAUCGGGGCACGUAGCUAAGCUUCUCAUGCCCAAACCCAACCCCGGAGCCAUGUUGGCCGGGCCAUCCGUAAUCUUAAGGUUCUACCUGUGCUCCCUUGGGUUCGGGGUCUGGAAGUAA
Aspergillus viridinutans is the source of this 237-nucleotide messenger RNA. RefSeq lists its product as uncharacterized. The transcript has a single exon. Lineage: Eukaryota; Fungi; Ascomycota; Eurotiomycetes; Eurotiales; Aspergillaceae. The record is from RefSeq and is a predicted model, not a curated record. The coding region runs from base 1 to 237 and encodes 78 amino acids.